AUGUUGGUCAUAAAAAGUGUGCGUAACACAUGCUCCAGCAAGGGACAGCAAAGCCAGCUGUGGCAGUGCGGAGGUUACUUGGUUGAGCCUCUUGCCGGGGGCGAGCGCCAGAGUCCCACUGUCUGUGCUACUUGUGCUGGUAGGACUGGUCACUUCGCCAUGAUUGCUCCAAACAGCAUCAUAGUCCUACUUGUGCCCGCCUUGGUACUAGCUCAUGACACCUACGACCCAACCGACUAUGAACAUCAUCCAAUGAUCACAGCAGCAAUGGAAGCGCACAUGAAUAGAGACUGCAGUGACGUGGACAUUGACCCUGAGUCGUUCUGGAUGAGGAAAUUCUCUGAGCUUGUCAAGGACAGAUUGCCAAACGAACCUGUCACAUGGGAUGACCUCCUGCCAAACCUGGAACGCCUGUCGGAAUAUGACGAAAAAGGUUAUUUGGAAGCCAUUGCAAAAGGAAAGAUGGACGCAAGCAGCCUGCAGUUCCCGACCCCACACCUCGGGCCCCUCAUUCUCCCCGCCUACAUGCCCGCCAAGUACCAGCCAGAGAAGCUUCCGAAGAUUGUGCUUCAGCAGAUAUUCAAUGGAGAAUAUGUGUACGAGGAGGUUCUUCCAUCGCCUUCACGGAAACGGCGCAGCGCGGACGACGGCGCGGACGACGGCGCGGACGACGGCGAGGUGGAGGAACGGAAGGUGGAGCAACCUCGGCUCUUCCGCCACAAGCGCAGUUCUUACUCGGACGACAUCCCGCCUGUGGAGGGCCACUCGAUGAACCACGAGGUGGAAGAGGUGGAGAUCGGAGAAGGGGGAGAGCUCCUGAACCGCAAGCGCCGUGAGCUCCCGUUGGGCAUGGCCGUUUUCCCGCCGAAGAACUCCAUGUUCACAGUGAAGACGCUGUGCAUGAGCGUCAACGCCACGGGCCACAUAGAAUUCCCGACCAUAUAAGGGCCGGCGGAAUCCACGCUGACGCCCGACCCACUCCAGGAGAACCUUUGCAUCGCGACGUCUCACGGAAGGGAACAGUUAGAGAGUUCCGAGGGAAAUGAGAUCUUGUUCCAUUGUGAUUAUAGUUCAUACAUUUUAUCUUGAUAACUACCCCAUCUCUUAAUAAUAUUUAUGUACUGAUAUAUAAUGGGAUAGGUGAUUUUAAUAUUUAUCAGAUAAUGAAAUAGGAAUUCGGAGUUAUUAAAGGAUAAAGACCAAUAAAAAUA
Messenger RNA from Penaeus chinensis, 1211 nucleotides. RefSeq lists its product as uncharacterized. NCBI's taxonomy places the organism in Eukaryota, Metazoa, Arthropoda, Malacostraca, Decapoda, Penaeidae. The transcript has 8 exons. The coding region runs from base 1 to 945 and encodes 314 amino acids. The record is from RefSeq and is a predicted model, not a curated record.